CGCCAACUACUGGCCUGGCAUGAAUAAUACAGCUCAUUUUGUGGAUCCGUGUGAACGGGGAUCGUUUUGACAUCUAUACACCAAAAACACAAAAGAAAAACAUUCAGUUUUUAGUACUUGUUGUCAUGUUAACAUAACCCAAGUCUGGCAAGUUCAUGGUGCAGAUUUGGAAACAAACUCAACUUGUCCUACAUGUGUGGCCAUAAAUAAAGAUUGUGAGUCAUCAUUGAAACAUCACCUAAACAGACUCUGCUGCCACUCCCAGCUGAGUAUAAACAAUCUCAUUAUGCCAAGUUAUAUGAAUGAUAUCCAUAGCAAACAGCUGUGUCACUAUGAGUAAAUAAGACAAUGAGGUCAUAUUAUCACAAUUAACACAGACAUAGUAUGUAAUCAUUGAAACAAUGUUGUGGAUGGUUGCUAGAGUGUGUUGCUUUACAGUUGCUAAGGUGUUUGAUAAGAUGGUUUUGCUGUAUGUAGUGUUCUGUGUUUGUAAUGUAGUGAUACACGUAACCAAAUAGUAAUUAAGCUUGCCUCUGUACAUCAAAAUGGUUACAAAUUGAACAAAACCUUACAGGUUUCAUAAUCCUCAAUUUAACUACAUAACCUCAUGCCAGGCCAACCUACGACUACUCUAUGUAUAUCCAAUUUUACUCAACUUUGAUCAGCCGGUUCACAAAUAACAUUGAAUGGUUCAUUUGUGAGUUCGACUGAUCAAGAUGAUUAAACUUGCAGCAAUUAAAAGUCAUGUGAACAAUAAACACUUGAUUUGGUCUUGUCCCGCUCAAAUGCCAAGAUCCGGAAGUAAUAUGACCUUCUCAAAUCAAGUGUGCUACUAAUAAUUCAUAAUAUUGUCGAUCUGAGUUCUAAUCCAUCUUAUUUGUGUCACAUUAGAAACUUCUCUUUUACUGGAGUAAUAUUUUAUGAGUGUAAUUAGGUACAGGACACGGUUUGUGUACACCGUCCACCACGAACAAGCAUUUCAUAAUUAAUUUCUCUUGCCAUUGCGGGAUGUAGGCUAAUGCUGUGUUGUCUGUGCAUUAUAGUGAAGACAACUCCAAACACAUUUCCAAUCAUGUAUGUCUAUGAAAGACAACUGCAGGCUGCAGCCAGGUCCUUCCCGAGUGCAGUAUGUUUGCAGAGAGACCCCGCCCACCUGUUCUUCUGAUUGGCUGUGAUCUUUGAUUUAUUGGUCUCAUCUCGUAGUUAUGUCUCGACUGCUGUGGACAGACAAAUUUCUCGUUGCUGAAGUCUAAUUGCAUCGUAUCUGUUUAGGACAUUGUGUAACCCUGUACUGUCUCCUUUUACACAAACUCAAUUCCACACUUCACUUUUACCAUCAAACCAAACACAGGCCUGAACACUCAUGAUAACAGAAUUCAGGCUGAUGUAAUUUCACGGCAGAGGUGGUCAAACUGGUUUUACCUGAACAGUUGGUUGGUGUAAGUAUGCAAACUAUGUGUCCACUGUGUUUUGAGAGCAGCGCUUGUGGAAUAAACACAGUCUAUCUGACCUGUUGAAACUGACAUCAGUUUCCUUGGGGAAAUCAUUCUUCAAUGUGGUUCGCUUUGUGGAACGUCUACCAUGUCACAUAAAGAACAGCAGAUAUGGGACGAGAGUGAUGUACCUGAAGACCUGUCCUUAGAGGAGCGAGACGAGCUGUCCAACAUACGGCGCAGGAAAAAAGAACUGCUUGAUGAUAUUGAGCGCUUGAAGUUUGAGAUCGCAGAAGUGAUGACAGAAAUCGAGCAGCUCACGUGUGUGGGCGAGAGCAAAACAACACAGAGAAACAAACAAAUUGCAAUGGGAAGAAAGAAAUUCAACAUGGACCCCAAAAAAGGGAUCCAGUUUCUACUGGAGAACGACCUCCUGCAGCAGACGCCUGAAGACAUCGCUCAGUUCCUCUAUAAAGGAGAAGGCUUGAACAAAACUGUCAUUGGGGAUUACUUGGGGGAACGGGAUGAAUUCAACAUCAAAGUGCUCCAGGCUUUUGUAGAGCUCCAUGAAUUUGCUGACCUCAACCUCGUUCAGGCUCUGAGGCAGUUUCUCUGGAGUUUCAGGCUUCCCGGCGAGGCACAGAAGAUUGACAGAAUGAUGGAGGCGUUUGCGUCCCGGUACUGCCAGUGCAACCCUGGAGUCUUUCAGUCUACAGACACAUGCUAUGUCCUGUCCUUCGCCAUCAUCAUGCUGAACACCAGCCUUCACAAUCCCAACGUCAGGGACAAACCGGCCGUAGAGCGUUUCAUCUCCAUGAACAGAGGCAUUAAUGAGGGAGGAGACCUGCCAGAGGAGCUGCUCAGGAACCUGUAUGAGAGCAUCAAGAGCGAGCCCUUCAAAAUCCCAGAGGAUGACGGCAACGACCUCACACACACGUUCUUCAACCCGGAUAGAGAGGGCUGGCUGCUGAAGUUAGGUGGACGAGUAAAAACUUGGAAGAGGAGAUGGUUUAUUCUGACCGACAACUGCUUGUACUAUUUUGAGUACACAACAGACAAAGAACCACGUGGAAUUAUUCCUCUGGAGAACCUCAGCAUUCGAGAGGUGGAGGAACCCAGGAAACCUAACUGCUUUGAGCUGUACAAUCCCAACCAUAAAGGACAGGUGAUCAAAGCGUGCAAGACAGAGGCAGAUGGCAGGGUGGUGGAGGGAAACCACGUCGUCUACAGGAUAUCAGCACCCACACCAGAGGAGAAGGAGGAAUGGAUCAAAUCCAUUAAAGCGAGCAUCAGCCGGGACCCUUUCUACGACAUGCUGGCCACCAGGAAGAGACGCAUCGCCAACAAGAAGUGAAAUCCCCAUCAAAGCCUGUUCACAGCAACACACACUGCCUUCUGGGACAGUCUUUGUGCAAGAGCGUGCUUGAUGGGUUAAAGAGGCCCAGCAGCUGAAGAAUUUAAUGUUUAUAGUUCCUUUCUUUCUCAUAUAAAAACACAGCUGUCCUGAUCUGUUUGUAUUUGCAUGGAUGUUGGUAUGUAUACCUGGGCGGCUCGCUCGAGAGCCCAGAGGAAGUCGUUUAUGAACUCUCACUACAGUAUGUCAGAUAGAAAAGCCAUUUUUUUUUUUUAAAGAUAUGGCCAGUGACCUGGCGGUGUGAUCUCUUAUGGUGCUAGAAGACUUCUGUGUGCAUGUGACCGCAAUAGAAGCUCAAAUAGACGUUAAUGAUCCAAUGCCAACACUAGGUGGUGGUCUGGAGUCAGCUGGACUGAUUUCAUGUUGUUAGAGCAAAUAUAUAACAUAGAUUUAAGCUAAACUCGGAGCUCCAUACUAGUAUACUACUCUUACUAUUUUCACCAAUGGCAGGAAUAGGAAACGUAGUAUACUAGAAUUCAGCAUCAGUUUCUGGUACCAGUCCAUGAACCUUUCCGUUCUGCUCUUAGAUGGACACUAUCUACUGUCACGUAUGAUGUUUUGAUGUAAUACGAAUGAAUUUGCUUGCUUUUGUGUUCUCUUUACAAGUAUAGUUGAAUAUCUCCUUUUAUAUUUAUUUUCUUUGUGAAAUGAUUUUAUUCUACUCAUAAUUGGUAAACUAUAGAUCUAAGUUAUGUGUAAAUACUGUAUACAUUUGUCUUCUUUUUUUGUGUAAGUACAAUCUGUAGCAUAUAAAUCUACUGGCUCUUUAUUGUUAGGGCUCUUUGCUCAGCAGCCUUAAACUAAUGUACUUCUGUCAGGGAAAAAAAUCACCUUGUAAUUCUGGAAAAUGAAGUUUGUUUGGGUUUUUUUUAAAGAAAAAAAAAAAAAAUCCAGUAGCAAUUUAUAUGUGGUUGUAAAAUAAAAGCCCUGUCCAAGGGUGAAUACUAUCUAAUGCCCUUUGGGGCUCCAGAUUAAUUUUUAUAUGUCUGUAUAAGCUAUUGGUCAAACUGUACAUGAACUAUGAAUACAUAAAACAUUCAUAAAGCUAAAA
Megalobrama amblycephala (Wuchang bream) is the source of this 3898-nucleotide messenger RNA. It is a transcript of the gene cyth3b, whose product is annotated as cytohesin 3b. Gene Ontology annotation, molecular function: guanyl-nucleotide exchange factor activity. NCBI's taxonomy places the organism in Eukaryota, Metazoa, Chordata, Actinopteri, Cypriniformes, Xenocyprididae. Gene Ontology annotation, biological process: regulation of ARF protein signal transduction. Bases 1582 to 2787 code for a protein of 401 amino acids. The record is from RefSeq and is a predicted model, not a curated record. The transcript is spliced from 13 exons.